AUGCCUCUCCAUACAGAAGACAAUCAAGCUAACCCAUAUCAACAAAACGGUUUGCUUAUAGAAGAUUCACUCGCAAAUGCCCCCGCGCCAAGCAUCACGUUACGGCCAUAUCAAGAAGAGGCGAUCCAAGCAUGUGUCGAAGCUCUUGACUCGGGACUUAAUAGGAUCGGUGUUUCCCUUCCAGUUGGUAGUGGGAAAACGACUAUUUUCACAUGUCUAAUCCCUGCCAUCAUUAGUCGACAAGCACGGUACCCUUCGAUCACUGACGAGGACAGCGAUGCACCGCUCAUACGAAACAAAAGAGGAAAGACACUAAUAAUGUUGGAUGGGAUCAAUUUGGCUGAUCAAGCUGAAGCAUCUGUGAGGAGAAUAUUAGGAGAUGAUUGGUCGGUGGAAGUGGCACAAGGUCAUAGAAAAGCAAGUGGACAAGCUGAUAUAACAAUAGCAACCGUCCAAAGUCUCAAAACUCCCUCCACACUGGCCAGAUUCGAUCCUACAGAAUUCAGUCUGGUGAUUGUUGAUGAAGCCCAUCAUGCGAUAUCUGCCAGCUACCUUAAAGUUCUUCAUUACUUCAAUCAAUCAAUACAUGAACCAUCUCAUACAGAGUCAAUUUCAGAAAAGUGCAAAUCGGUCAAAGUGCCCAUCGUAGGUUUCACAGCUACCUUUGAACGAUACGACAAAGUCGCACUCGGUCAUGUCUUUGAAGAUAUAGUGUUUAGUCGAGACGUGAAAUAUAUGCUCGAUAACGGAUGGCUGUCACACCCUAAGCCCAUUAAGGUAGAAGCUUUCCUAGAUUUGAGCACCGUGAAGAAAGGUAACAAAGAUUAUCAAAUCAAAGGCCUAGCAAACAAAGUGAACAUGCAAAACGUGAAUGACUUGGUGGUGAGAAGCUGGCUUGAAAAAUGUUCUGAUCGACGUUCAACUUUAUGCUUCUGUGUGAAUCUGGAGCAUGUCGCGGAUCUUACUGAGGCAUUCGUCACAGCGGGUAUCGACGCUAGAUAUGUGUCUGGGAAGACGGAGCGUAAUGAACUAAAGAGCAUCACGGAUGCUUUUAGAAGAGGAGAUUUUCCGGUUUUAAUUAAUUGUGAAAUCUUCACUGAAGGCACUGAUAUCCCCGAAAUUGAUUGUAUCCUACUUGCUCGUCCCACGAAAAGUAAACCCCUUCUUAUCCAAAUGGUGGGCAGAGGGCUCCGGCUUUCCCCUAAGACGAAUAAACAGGAUUGUAUCGUCUUGAAACUGGUAGACAUACUUUCGGACUGGGGAGAUUUAGACGUCGAGCCAACUCUAUUGGGACAAGCUCUCCCUGAGAAAAGUGGUAUACCCAGUCUAGGUAGUGGGGGGCAGCAUGAAUCUGCAACAGAAUAUCAAAAAGAUACCGAACAUUCCGCAGACAGCUACAGUGUCACAUAUUCGGAGGAGACAGGUGAUGUGACGUCGCCGACGACGACGAUCAGUCCAGCUACAGCGCUAUAUAUCUCAGAUAAUGCUUGGGUUAGGUGUAGUGACCAUCGAUAUGUGUUAUCAGUGUUGGGAGAGGGAUUUAUCGUCCUUGAAUCCUCUAUGGAUAAUGAUAGCGGUGAUACGGCUUGGCAUAUAUCUUAUUUCAUCAAUUCUAAUGGUGAAAAACUUGAUCCAAAAGGUCAACUGGAUCGAAUAAAGACGGUCGGUAGUGUAGGGAACAUUGAAGCAGCUUUCAAGUCAGGAGACGAAACAGCUCAAGAGAUGUUUACACCAGAAAUCCAAAGACAUAUAACGAAGUAUGCGGCAUGGAGAUCAAGAUCAGCUGCCUUCUCUGCCGUCAAGUAUUAUCUGGACUUGAAGGGGAUCGACACACGAGGUAAAACAGAACAAGAAUUGAGAAAUACUGUAAUCGACAUUCAGGGGAAGCCGACUGAAAUUGGCUCACUCACCGUUGGAGAACUGGGGAAUCUUAUCUGUGAAAUCAGGUAUUCAGACUCUGAUCGUAAGAAGGCCAACCAAUCAAAUUCUCAGUGUAGAGGUGAGAACAUGAACCAAGUACCUACCAGCUUACUAUCAUUGCGAGACGAAUUCAAUUAUAGGCCUGGGGCUGAAGAUAAGGACGUCACACGGUUUCAUACUUAA
Molecule: messenger RNA, 2103 nt
Organism: Kwoniella shivajii
Lineage: Eukaryota; Fungi; Basidiomycota; Tremellomycetes; Tremellales; Cryptococcaceae
Exons: 10
Coding region: 1-2103 (700 amino acids)
Molecular function (GO): ATP binding; DNA binding; hydrolase activity
Source: RefSeq, a predicted model, not a curated record